This is a messenger RNA of Drosophila suzukii, 468 nucleotides long. Lineage: Eukaryota; Metazoa; Arthropoda; Insecta; Diptera; Drosophilidae. The record is from RefSeq and is a predicted model, not a curated record.
AUGGCUGAUAUUUCAUCAGCCUUCCUAUGCGGGCGAUCAAAUCUGACCAAUGUGGAUCAGCUCAACGAUGUUCUGACAACAGUAGGUCGCCAUGUAACGCAGGUAGCCAACCUUAUUCCCGCAGCCUCGGCCAUUGAGACAGAAGAAGAGGAAGUCACAGACCCCCAUCACCAUCAUGAAGAUCCAGAAAAGGGCACAGCGCCGCCUUUCGAUCUUCCGCCUCCUGUCCGGCCAGCCGUCCCCAUCGACCAAUCGGUAACAAAUGAUUACAUCAUUUGUCUGGAAGAUGGACGAAAGUUCCGCACAAUGCGACGACACCUCAAAACAGCUUACGGCCUGACACCAGAAGCCUACCGGCUGCGUUGGAAUCUUCCGGCUGAUUACCCGGUUAUUUCUCCAAACUAUCGGAAAUCGCGUUCGGAUAUCGCACGCAAGACUAUGUUUGGAGCCAAAAAAAAGGGGGCUUAG